UUUAAUUUAACAGAUGUCUACCAUGUUAUUAAUCGAAACAAUUAAAAGAUAAGAGAAGAAGAUAGAUGAUUUGAGAUCUCAAAUUAAACGAAGUGGAAGUGUACAAAAGAGUAACCGAAACACACGUAGUGUUAAAAGUGAAUAUAUUCAAUGCAAAACUUCUAAUAAGGCACCUGUAACACCUGUCUAAAAAAUGAAAGAAAAGGAUUAAACUAUUAAUAUUCUAACUGAGAGACUUAAUUAAGCCUUUUUAGUAGAAAAUGAAGUAAUAUAUCUUAAAAAAUGCAAAGAUGAAACAUAAACUAAAAAAGUAAAAAGUACUGUUUAAGUGUCUUUACAAUGAAUUAUAAAGUGAGGUUCAGAAUUUGAAAAGCGAAAUCCAACGAUUGGCGACACCCUAGAAAUACAAAAAAGUAUUUUACUAUUGA
Paramecium sonneborni is the source of this 428-nucleotide messenger RNA. Lineage: Eukaryota; Ciliophora; Oligohymenophorea; Peniculida; Parameciidae. The record is from the annotation of a GenBank genome assembly.